Trichoderma asperellum CBS 433.97 is the source of this 1071-nucleotide messenger RNA. RefSeq lists its product as uncharacterized. Lineage: Eukaryota; Fungi; Ascomycota; Sordariomycetes; Hypocreales; Hypocreaceae. The record is from RefSeq and is a predicted model, not a curated record.
AUGGCGUGGGCGUACAACACGCAGGAGGGCACACCAAACAAUGGGUCCAUGAUAGCCUCCAUUGCUUUGGCGGUAACAGCAUUGUCUCUCGUCGCGCUAUGUCUACGGCUCUAUGUCCGGACGAGGAUCGCAAAGGCCGUCGGUUUAGACGACUGGCUGAUCAUCGCUGGCUGGAUUGGAGCUUGCGGGUACGCAUCCGCAAUUGUUGUCCAGACGAAAUGGGGUCUUGGACUUACUUCACUCAACGACAUGCCUGAUAAAAACGUAGUUAACUUUGGCUUUACACAAUAUGUCGGAGCACCAUUCUAUGUCCUUGGUAUCUGGGGUUUUAAAACCAGCCUACUCGUAUCCUACGUCCGCCUGGUACCUGGCACAUAUCGAUUAGUGCCCAUUUCGCUGGCUGUGAUUGUUACUUUGGCACAUAUCGCCUUUCUGCUCGUUUUCUUGCUUCUGUGCAUUCCAGUUCGAAAACAAUGGAUACCCACCACGCCAGGUCACUGUGGCCAGGCGGUCCCCUUUUAUAUCACGUUUUCAUCCCUCACAAUUAUCUUUGACGUGAUCACGCUCGUCCUCCCUUUCCCUGUCCUCAUCAAGCUCCAGAUGAAGCGUCGUCGAAAAAUCGCCCUGCUGUGCCUCUUUGCCCUAGGCAUCUUCGUCACCAUCGUCCAAAUCAUCCGCAUCCAAACCAUCGCUAGCCUCGUCAACUACCUCGACUCAGCCGAGGCCAUCAAGUGGUCCAUCGUCGAAACCAACGUGGGCAUCAUCAUCGCCUGCGUGCCCACGCUCGCGCCCCUCGUCACAUACUUCGCAGAGAAGACACGCAGCGGCGGUAGCAGCAAUACACCGGUUCGGCCUGGCGGAGAUGGCGGCUUCGCGCUGCAGUCGUGGAGGGUGACGAAGAAUGGGAUGAGACCCCUGGGCAGCGGCGUUGAUAGGGAGAAUGAAGGCGAGAAGAGCACGGAGAAUAUAUUACAGGGGCCUGUAGCCUCAGUGAGCGAGGCGAGCGAGGCGAGCGACGGGGCUAGAUCCCAUGAGCAGGCUGCUUCUUCUGCGAGGAGACAUGUCGACUGA